Laccaria bicolor S238N-H82 is the source of this 453-nucleotide messenger RNA. RefSeq lists its product as uncharacterized. The transcript has 2 exons. NCBI's taxonomy places the organism in Eukaryota, Fungi, Basidiomycota, Agaricomycetes, Agaricales, Hydnangiaceae. Bases 1 to 453 code for a protein of 150 amino acids. The record is from RefSeq and is a predicted model, not a curated record.
AUGCCCAUGCCCACGCCAACAACGCCCACGCCCACGCCAACAACGCCCACGCCAACGCGGAAUGACGGGCCAAGAACGAGGGACAACGCCCAUGACGUGGCAACGUCAUGGGCCAAGGUUCUCACCACGACAGGUGCCAGCGGCACGCGACAACGACGUGCGAGGUCGACGACGUGCGAGAACGACGACGACGAUGACACGCAAGCACGACGACACGCGACAACAACAACGCGACAACGACGACACACGACGACGACACGUGACAACGACGACACGCCAGCACGACGAUACGCGACAACGACGAACGAGCGCCCACCACCGCCAACGCCAAUGCAGAACGGCGACGAGCGCCCAGCAGCGGCACGCGACAACGACAACGACUCACGACGACAACAACAACGACGUGCGAGUAGUGUUUGGAAGUCCGGUCUCGUGAAUGGAAAAAGACUGUAA